This is a messenger RNA of Hypoxylon fragiforme, 1291 nucleotides long. RefSeq lists its product as uncharacterized. Bases 294 to 1208 code for a protein of 304 amino acids. The transcript is spliced from 2 exons. The record is from RefSeq and is a predicted model, not a curated record. Lineage: Eukaryota; Fungi; Ascomycota; Sordariomycetes; Xylariales; Hypoxylaceae.
UUAAGAUUGAAUUAUUAUUUGUGACUCUUGAGUCUUGAGUCUUGACUUACUUCCUUUCGCCGAAAGCAAACAACAACCUCGUACCUUCCACGUACUUCUGAAUAGCACAAGACGAUAACUUCCUCUUCCAUAUCAUCAUCUUCCCUUUUUUUCAAGGUCUUUCUGCGACUCACAUAAAAAAAUACAAUACAACAACACACCUUCGAGAAAGUCGCUCCUCGAAAAUCACCUUACAUAGGUAUUCAAAUCUCACACACAUAAAUAUCCAAUCCGCAUCUGCACAAUCCGACACAAUGAGUGCUAUCAUUCGUACAUUGACCCGUGCUGGUCGCCAAAAUACCACGCGAGGCUUUGUCAAUACUUCAACUCGUGUGACAGUCUACCAACAACAGCGAUCCACAUCAUGGAUCGCCUGGGAGCAGCCCGACCCAGCGCUGUACGCGCGCCCUCUCAGCAACGGGCAGCAACAGACCGCCAACACCAACCAAGCGAACCGCAACGUUGGUGAAUCCGUGACCGCGCCCUCGACCGCCGCCGUCGGCUGCGGCAGCCAAGAGGUGUCCACAUCCGGCAAGACCGUCCCGCCCACCAUCCAAGCCGGCAGCAGCAACAUUUCCUUCACGCAGAAGCGCAUGCUGCAAACAGCCUCUCCGUCACACAACGUCGAAGUGCAAGUACAAGAAGCAAAAGAGGACAGCUACCUCCCCAAGACUCUGCUCUGCAUCCCGGGUGUCUCUUCGACGUGGCCGCACGAAACAGAACCCACGCCCACCCAGAAGCGUGUGCGCAAGCUCUCACUCACAGACGACGAGCCCCUUACCUUGAAAGAGAAGAACCAAGGAGAGAAGAGAGCACUGUCCACCAUCACCGUCACCGUCACCGCUCCCAUCGCGGAAAACAACAAGCCCACCAUCACUACCAUCACUGCCGACGCCAGCCAAGACCUCGAAUCCCACAACGCCUUCCUCGCCGCUCUCAGGGACUACGAGGCCGUGAGCAGCACAGCCGAGAAAGCCAUCCCCUUCCGCCGCAUCAGCCGCGAGGACCAGAAGCGAUACUCGUAUCCACUCCUCCCCGACGACAACAACGACGACGAUGACACUAACGGCAGUGGGGCCCAGGAUAACGGACACGUGGCGGUGAAGGUUGCGGGACAGAAGAAGGGGGCGGAGAAGAGCCGAACGGAAGAGAACAGGAUAGAGACUUAAGGUCGAUGGGAAGAUACCUAGGAGAUGGGAGAUGAGAGAUAGGUGCUACUCUCCAGGAGUUUGCCUGAUCGGUCCUUGCUUUC